UAAAAUAGAAACAUAUACUUACCUGCUAUCACCUUGGUUUGAGCAUCUGCCUGGUGGCUACUGACACCGGCCUAAUCGAAAUACUACCGCUGUGUAUAAAUAUAUAGCACACAUCUUGAGGCACAGCUAGCUUUCAUCAUGGUAGGAAAUUUCCACCCAUGUUACCACAAGUUCAUCCACAUUAAAAUAGAAACAUCUACCUGCUACCAUCUUGGUUUGAGCAUCCGGCUGGUGGCUACUGACACCGGCCUAAUUGAAAUACUAGCGCUGUGUAUAUAUAUAGCACACGUCUUGAGGCACAGUUGGCUUUCAUCAUGGUAGGAAAUUUCCACCCAUGUUACUACAAGUUCAUCCACAUUAAAAUAGAAACAUCUACCGGCUAUCACCUUGGUUUGAGCAGACUGGUGGCUACUAACACCUAAUUGUAGGGCUGUGUGUGUUUGUGUAUAUAUAUCACACAUCUUGAAGCACAACUAGCUUUCAUCGUCGUAGGAAAUUUUUACCAUGUUACUAUAAGGUCAUCCAUAUUAAAAUAGAAACAAGUAACUAACAAACAAGGCGUUUUCCAUCCACCAGAGAUGGCCCAUUUGGGAAAUGUGAGCCCGGAGAGUAGUAUUUGGUUGUAAAAUGAACCUUUUUCCAUGUGUUUUCUUGAACUUUAACUUUUUUUUAAUCUGGUACUUGUAAAUCAUAUGUGUACAGAUUUGUCAGUAGAAAUACAUUCAUACCAUCUAAAUUUAACUACUGUAUAUUUCAUAAAUAAAUUAUACUAGAAUCUAGUGGUCCAAGUUAUGUUUCGAACCAUGGCCAUGUGCAAAGGGGACCAAUGUGAAAAAAAAAUAUAUUGGUAGCAUCAUAUGUAGUGCAAAUAGUUAACUCCUCCAUGAAGGAAGAGUGGAAUGGAGGCAGGCACUUCUAGCUACCCAUGAACCGGCCAUGGCUGCUGUUGUGACCUCUUCUAUAUCCAGGAAACUCAAUGAUCUGAUCUCCCAACCAGAGUGAGAGAAAGGGGCCGGCCAGGGAGAUGGAGGCUGCGGCAGCCACUGCUUUUGCCUGUAGGAUUGCGCCAAAGCUGUUGGCAUUCUUAGCUACAAAUCACAAGCUUCGGCAGAACCUGGAGCACGACAUCACCUACAUCAGAAAUGAGUUUGCGUUGAUCUCUGCCGCCAUUCAGCAAGAUGACGACCACCGCUGGAGGAGCCGACCCAGCAGAGACCACAUGCAGAGGGCCUGGGUCAAAAUCAUACGUGACCUGGCGCAUGCCGUCGAGGACUGCAUCGACCGCUUCAUGCACCGGGUGACCAUCUCCGGGACAUCGACAUGGCUUCGCCAAGCUGUUCACCGGGUGCAGACGGUGACAGUCCGUAAGGAGUUUGCCAAGGCAAUCCGUGAGAUCAAGAAGAUAUCACAGGAGUCAUCCAAGCUGAGAGAAACUUAUUACAGCGCCAGCAUAGCUGCUGGCACCUCCUCUUGUUCAGCAGCGUCGUCGUCAGUGGCAAGUGAGACGACGACACAGAUGGCGAUAGAUGACACUCUCUCAGCUGGCAGAUCUGUUGGCAUGGAUGCGCCCCAGGAUGAGCUUCUUGAGCUGAUCCAGCAGCAGCAACAGCAGCUCAAGGUGAUCUCCAUUGUUGGUUUCCAUGGCAUAGGCAAGACUCUCCUUGCCAGGCGUGUGUACCACAGAAUGGAGAACCAAUACGAAGCUCGGGCUUGGGUCUCUGCAGCAGAGCAAGGGGUCCCAACAAAUGUUCUCAAGCAGAUACUCCAGCAACUUGGUAUCCCCACCAAUGGUGGAGGCAACUUCAACAAGCUCUGUGCAGUCCUCAGACUAUACCUUGGAAGCAAGAGGUUCUUCAUCGUCAUCGAUGACAUGCAGACGGAAUUUUGGCAUGAUAUAAAAGAUAUCUUUGUGGGGCUGAGCGGUAGAGUUCUGGUGACGACGGCCAUUCAGUCAGUAGCAAAUGCCUGCAGCAGCUCAGCAGCUCAUGAUCAUGUGUAUGCAAUGAAAACUCUUGCUGAUGAACAUUCAAGACUACUGUUUUUCAAGGAAGCUUUCCAAGACGACAAUCCGCCAGUCAAUAAGGAGGAUCAGCUUGGCUCAGAAGCACUGAAGAAGUGUGAUGGCUUACCCCUUGCUCUUGUCACCACAGCUCGGUACUUGCAAAGCACAGGUAAUCCGACACGUGAAAACUGGGCAACAUUAUGCCACAACCUUGGAGUACAUCUGGAAACAAAAGAGAUGUUGGCAAGAAUGAAGUGUGCGCUUGUCCAUAGCUACACCAGCCUUGUUAAACAUGAUGUCAAGACAUGCUUGCUCUACCUAGGUAUCUACCCUACUGGUCGUACUGUCAGGAGAGGAAACUUAAUAAGGAAAUGGUGCGCCGAAGGGUUUAUCCAAGGAGAUUAUAUGUGUAAUGCUCUGGAUGCCGCUGUCGCCAAUUUCAGAGAGCUGGUCAACCGGAGUAUCAUCCAGCGUACAGAUGCCAGCAGCAAAAACAUCAAAGAUCAGGUGAAGACAUACCGUACUCACGGCAUGAUGCUGGAGUUCAUCCUGCACAUGUCCAAGUGUGACAACUUCAUUACCUUGUUAUAUGAUCAGCUGGCUCCCCCACCCCCACCCAGUAAAGUCUGUUGGCUCUCCCUCCAUGACGCAAGUGCCAGAGUAGCCAAUGAUCUAUCUCUUGUCCGGUCUCUGACAGUCUUCGGCAAGGCACAUGAAUCCGUCUUGUAUUUUUCCAAAUAUGAACUGCUGCGGGUAUUGGAUCUGGAAGAAUGUGGUAACCACUUGGAGGACAAGCACCUUAGGGAGAUAUGCAACAACCUGUUGCUGCUUAGGUACCUAAGCCUCGGGGCCGCUCUUACAGUUACAGUGCUCCCCAAAGAGAUAAAAAAGCUUCAACUUUUGGAGACGCUGGAUGUGAGAAGAACCAGGAUAGAGAUUCUGCCCACACAAGUCAUGGAGCUGCCAUGCCUGAUUCACCUAUUUGGAAAGUUCAAACUCCAACAAGGUGUAGGUGGCCGGAAAAUGCUUAAGCUACAAACUUGGUGCUCAGAGAAUAGCAAAUUGGAAACAGUGGCAGGAUUUGUUGUGGACAACAACAAGAGCCAAGGAUUUGCACAGCUCAUGGAGCAUAUGAAGCACUUGACAAAGGUGAAAAUAUGGUGCCAGCAGUCCACUAAUAAUAGUAUGGAUCCCAUUUCCAGCGGCAGCAGCAGCAGCAGCAAGUACACUCAUCUCUCAGAAGCCAUCAAGGGGUUCAUCAAAAGAAGCACCGAUAAAAAAGCUCAUUCACUGUCACUGAGUUUCAAUGACAGAUGGUGCCAAGACUUGCUCGUGAACUUAUCCCUAGAAAAAGAACAAGCCUCCUCCUGCUAUCUUAGCUCGCUCAAGGUAGAAGGGGGCAACAUAUGCAGCCUGCCUCCAUUUGUUACCAUGCUAGGUGGUCUCACUAGCCUGUGCCUUUCAUCCCCUCAUCAUCAGCUGAGUGGGGAUAUUCUUGCUGCCCUGAGCAGAGUGCGCUGCUUGGCGUACCUAAGGCUGAUUGCAUCCCAACUGGGCAAACUUGUCAUUGUAAGAGGUGCACUUGGAAGCCUGCGGCGACUAUGCAUCGUGGUUGAAGUCAUGACUGAACUGGAAGUCCAAGAGGGAGCUCUGCCGCUCCUCGAGUCGCUCCAGCUGCUAUGUAAGGAUCUAAAUGGCUUUUGCAGCAUCAUGAUCCAGUCCCUGGGACGUAUUAAGGAGGUCACCCUCCAUGAUGGAGUCAAUGAUGAAACAAGACAGAAGUGGAAGGAAGCAGCAAAAAACCACCCCAGACGCCCGAAGCUCUUGUUUGUUAAGACAGCAGAAGAUGUUGAUAUGGGAAGUGAACCUGCAGACAAUUCUGAGAGCCCUACGGUGCCAACCAAUGAUACGACAUUACCAGUGACAGCGCCCCAUGAUGCCAUUUCUACUGGACAGUCUGUUGAUGGUGAUGAUCUGCAACAGGAUGAUGAUGAGAAAGAAGAUACAGAUAAAAUUGAUAUGCUAGUGGAUUUUGUUAGCAAAACUUGUCUGGGCACUAUGAUGAACAAGGAAAGUUUUGAACAGGGGAUGGAAGGAAUGGUGGUGGGUGAGAAUAGAAGAAAGAGGGCUAGGACUGUUGGUGAAGGCAACUCAAUGGACAAGGUUUUUGAUAGGGUGAAGCGCAAGAACCCGGAGAACAUCCCAGGUAAUUUACACAUUCCAACUAUCCUAAAUUUUCUGAUGUUUCUCUUGGUGACAUGGCUAGUAAAAUUGGGGUCACGUUUGGAAGUAAUUUUCUAAAUUUUCUGAAGCCCACCUAUUUAUGAAAAGUAAAAUAAAAAAAAGUCAAAACUAUGUUUGUUGUCCCAUGGCAAAAAUAAACUUACUUUUUCAUGAUGGAACUUUUUUUAUUGUACCCAUAGCAAUCUUUUGUUUGGUACUACGUAAAAUUCCUUUUUACCUUACUUUUCAUGAUAGAAAACUUAUUUGUUGUACCAUGGAUAUUUUUUAACAUGGCAAAUUCCUUAAAAAAAACUAUCACUAUGGCAAUUGUUUUUUGUAUGAUGGUAAUUUAUUAUAGGUACCAUGGAAAAUUAUAACAUUUGACCAUGAAAAUUAUUUUACUUUUAGUUUUAGUUUUGCAUGAUGAAAUUUUUUAAUUGUUAGUACCAUGGCCUUUUUUAUUUUUUUUUGUAAAAUUCCAAAUAUCAUUUUGGACCAUGGAAAACUUUCUUUCUGUCAUACCUCACAAUUCAUUAUUUGUUACUAUACAAUUGUAAAUUCCUUUAGUGAAUUACCAUUUUUGAAUGAUGGCAAUUUAUUUAUGUUCACAUCAUUGAAUUGUUUUAACAACCCAUGGUGAAUUUAGUCUUAAUACCACUGUAAAUUAUUUUGUUUAUAGCACGGCAAUUUUAUCUUAACAACAAUGGCAUACAUAGCAUUGUUAGUUUAGGAAUUUUUAUCAUGCCAACUUAUUUGUUUGUGUGUUUCAAGAUGAAUUUUCUUUUUAAAUACAUAAUCUUGAACAUGGUCAAACAUUUUUUAACACGUAGGUGUUUUUUAUCAAGAACCUGGAACUUCUCUCAUGCGUAUUCACAUGUCAUUUUUAUUUAUUUUUCCCACAGUACAUAUAGGAAAACAAAAAAAAAUCAUUGUGUGGUGUUUUACCGAUAUAUUUGCCUUCCUUUUGCAAUGGAUUUUUUUUUGAGCUUUGACUGCUGGCGUCCCAGUAGAAGAGGUUUGGCCGUAGGUGGGCUAGUAGAGGAUGUGUUCGCGCAGUGGAGUGUGUUGUAGCGAACUAAACGGUUCGCUCAUUCCCCGCUGGUAGAUCGAAAGAGUUUUUCGAUCUGACCAAGUCCCCUUAUCUGGGCCCAUAUUUAAUCUUAAAUUUUUAUAUUUAUUUUUUGUCAUGUCUUAAAUUGGACUAUCAGUUACAUGUCCAUUCAUCCUAGCCCUUUCCUCCAAGCAUAGACAGUUUCAGCUUCUAUCUGAACUCUGAAGGUCUUGUUGCGGCAAGCCGUUUGUCCCCGGCGACGGCAAGACUGAAUCUAUUCCCUGAAGAAACCAGCCGCAUCAUCCACCUUUAGGGAGGGCUCGCUUGGUUGGUUGAUAUGUUUGAAGUGUCUUCCUUGAAGCUUCCUCAUGUCCACAGAGGGUAUAGCAUGGUUGACUAGAGUCGGUGCUGAUUUAAUCCUUUUUCGACCGGUAAUGCACGCUUGCACUAGUGGUCAACUUGACUACACAACCAACCUGCCGGCAAAAAAUAAAAAAAGGACUACACAACCAACCAACCCCAGUCACACCGAGUUAGUUACCACGUUGCUUUUUUAUGUUGGAAAUGUGCCUUCAAGUUAUUCACUUCAGUAAGUAUAGUAGAUAAACAGGUAAAUACACUAGAAAUCCCAGAACUUGUACGCAACGUUCA
Molecule: messenger RNA, 5927 nt
Organism: Aegilops tauschii subsp. strangulata
Lineage: Eukaryota; Viridiplantae; Streptophyta; Magnoliopsida; Poales; Poaceae
Product: disease resistance protein RGA4-like
Biological process (GO): defense response to other organism
Molecular function (GO): ADP binding
Source: RefSeq, a predicted model, not a curated record